UAUUGGACAGGUUGGUCUUUCUCUAAAAGAUACCACUUUUUCUUUGUUCUAGUUUUUACCACUAGAACAAGUCAUGUAGGGGAAAACUCAAGUCUUUCACUACACACACAUACACAGAGAGAGAGAGAGAGAGAGAGAGAGUUCAAGGCACUGCUCACAGAUUCUUCGUCUCUGCAACACCAAUGCUGAAGAUGGUGUGGUUCAUCUUUCACCUUCUUUUCCUCUUUGCUUUGGGUGUAACUGGUGAAGGGGAAGAAUCUGUUCAACUCAUCAACCUCUAUGACACAGUCCCUGGGGUACUUCAAGAAUCAAUUCACUCCGGCCGUCCUCUAGCUGUUUCUGUAAAUGCCGGAGAGAUCACUGAGAUAUCAAGCUCAGUUUUAAUGGCUGAAAGUUUUCUCAGAACCCAUGUUCUGGCUCACUACCCUGCCACUCCCAUAACCACCAUUGUCGUCGGCAACACUGUUCUGUGCCUGAAAGAGCAAGAGCACAACUUGGGUUUGGUCCUACCAGCACUCAAGAACAUUUAUCACUCUCUUACAAGGUGGGGUCUUGAGAAAGAUAUCAAAGUCUCAGCUGCUUUCUCUUCCAGCUGUUUAAACCAAAACUCUGGUUUCUAUAGAGAGGAUGUAGCUGAGAAAUUUGUAAGGCCUCUGCUAGAGUUUCUCCGAGGUACAAACUCAACCUACUCUGUGAACCCACCUCCAAAGUUCUCACCUUUACCUGAUGAAACCAUGAAGUUGGUGUCUUUUCACUCAGAAUCCCUUAAAAAGCUUGGAUUUUUGGACCUCACCAAGAUCAAUGUCAUACUCAGCAACCCAGAAGAGAGAAAACCCUGGAGCAGAAAGCUCUCUUCUUUCAUGGAUUCCAGACCUGUAGACCCAUUUCCAGCAAGACCAACCCCACUACCAAAAAUCUCUGAACCCCCACUUCACUCUUCUAUUGGUUUCUCUGUUCCUGCCAAUGUAGCCAAGAAACCUCAUCCCCCACAACCCCAAAUAGUCUCUCCACCACUCCAAGUGUCUUCCCCACAACCCCAAAUAGCCUCACCACCAUCACCACAAAUGCCUUCCCCAAAAGCCCAAGUAGCCUCACCACCAUCACCAAAAAUGCCUUCCCCAGAAACCCAAAUAGCCUCUCCACCCUCCAUGUCUUUCUCUUCAGCUCCAGAAAACCCUCCUGUUGCUGAUCAAGCCCCUCCACCUUCUCCUUUCACAUUGCCCCCAUGUAACCCAAGACAUGAUGCAGGGGCCCCAGCCCCUCAAGUGGGAGUGGUGCAUAACAAGCUGUGGUGUGUGGCUAAGCCUACUGUUCCUGCAGACACUCUGCAGGCGGCAAUGGACUAUGCUUGCGGAGAUGGUGGUGCCGAUUGCAAUGCGAUUAUGCCGGAUGGCAACUGUUACAGUCCUGAUUCUGUUGUAGCCCAUGCCUCCUAUGCCUUCAAUAGCUACUGGCAGAAGAACAAGAGGAAUGGAGGGACUUGCAGUUUUGGUGGGACUGCCAUGUUAAUCAACAACGACCCAAGUUAUCUUCAGUGUCGUUUUGUUCUCACAUGAAUGCAUUAGGAGGGGCAACUCACUCAGACUGUUGGCUGCUUUUCCACGAUAGGACUUGAAUUUUAGGAAAUCUGAUUCUAAGGUGACCUUGUAAUUUUGUAACCCUUGGAUUUUGAUACUAGUUUAACAGUCUGGAUUUGAAGAAAAAUUAUUUAGUUCACAGUAGUCAUCUGGUAUCUAUGCACAAUUUAGCAGUCUGGAUUUGAAGAAAAAUUAUUUAGUUCACAGUAGCCAUCUGGUAUCUAUGCACAAUAGGCAGACUCUUUUGACUUGUAAUCCUUGAUAUGUAACCCUCUUCUUGCUAUAAUCAGAGAUGCAGCUUAUGUGUU
This is a messenger RNA of Prunus avium (sweet cherry), 1885 nucleotides long. RefSeq names its product O-Glycosyl hydrolases family 17 protein. Lineage: Eukaryota; Viridiplantae; Streptophyta; Magnoliopsida; Rosales; Rosaceae. Gene Ontology annotation, biological process: carbohydrate metabolic process. Gene Ontology annotation, molecular function: hydrolase activity, hydrolyzing O-glycosyl compounds. The record is from RefSeq and is a predicted model, not a curated record.